This is a messenger RNA of Vespa crabro (European hornet), 1849 nucleotides long. RefSeq names its product lysine-specific demethylase 8 (gene JMJD5). The transcript has 8 exons. Gene Ontology annotation, cellular component: nucleus. The record is from RefSeq and is a predicted model, not a curated record. Lineage: Eukaryota; Metazoa; Arthropoda; Insecta; Hymenoptera; Vespidae. Bases 162 to 1424 code for a protein of 420 amino acids. Gene Ontology annotation, molecular function: histone H3K36 demethylase activity.
CGAAGUGCCCAUGGAUGAGGAAUUCCGAGAAUUCAAAACCGUUAAUGGCGCGGGGAGAAGUGGAGGGGCAUGUCACGUGACCUACGCAGAUUAAGCAUGCGCAGGUACUGAGGUUACUCAGGAACGUAUCAACAAAAUAAAGCACAAUAGAGCAUACUAAAAUGGCUUUUGAGGCUGAAUGUUUAACGACUGAAUUAAUAGAUUGGACAUUAUUAAAAGAAGAUUUGAAAUAUUUACCAACUGAAAUAGAAGUACAUCUAGCACCUAUAAUUGAUGAAUUACAAAAACUUAACAUGCAAAAAUUCGAGAGGACAACAAAAUGGAUAAAUAAUUCUUUAAUUAGAAUAGAAGCUUGUUUAGAUCGUAUAUGGCAAAUGCUGAAUUCAGGUCAUUGGAAAGAUGUUCCACUAUCGUACAGAUAUAGUUAUUCUUUUUGUAGUCUUUUAAAGGUAAUAUUGCUAGAAAUUGAACACGAACAUAACAAAGAAAAAUCUACAGAUACAGAAAUACAAGUUUUACAAGAAAUUAUUCAACAAAUUGAUAAAGGUAUUCUAUUAGGUGCUCCUUUACCGAGUAAGCCGUUAUUACUUACAUCGAUAGCUUCAAAAAUAAAUAAUUACUAUAAUAAAUUCGUCAGAACACUUACUGCAAAAAAAAUAGAAAUAGAUUACAGUAAAGUUUCUCAAUCAUUACUACCUGAAUUUUUACAAGUUAAUCGAUAUAGCAUACCUUCUAUGGAAUCAUUUUAUAAAGACAUUUUUAUACCAAAAAUUCCAGCCGUAAUAACAGAUUCUAUGAAACAUUGGAAUGCUUUACAUUUGUGGCAAGAUAUCGAUUAUCUAAAUAAGAUUGCUGGAAGUCGCACUGUGCCUAUUGAAAUAGGAUCUCGUUACACCGAGGAAGAUUGGAGCCAAGAUUUGAUUAUAUUUUCAGAAUUUUUACAAUCUCAUAUAAUUAAGAACACUCAAAAAGUUGGUUAUUUGGCUCAACAUCAACUUUUUGAUCAGAUACCAGAACUAAAAAAUGAUAUAGUUGUACCAGAUUACUGUUCUUUUUCUGAUAAAGAAAAUGUAGAAGUUGAACCACCAGAUAUAAAUGCUUGGUUUGGACCAGCUGGAACUGUAUCACCACUACAUUUUGAUAUCAAAAAUAACUUAUUGUGUCAGGUUUUUGGUUAUAAAAGAAUAUUUUUAUACGAUCCAACUGAUUCUAUAAAUUUAUAUCCCUAUGAUACCAAACUACUUUAUAAUACAGCACAAGUAGAUCCCCUUAAACCUGAUUAUAUAAAAUGGCCAGAUUUUAAAAAAGCCAAAGGUUUUAUGUGUUAUUUAGGACCAGGAGAGAUGUUGUAUAUUCCACCGAAAUGGUGGCAUCAUGUAACUGCACUUACACCAAGUUUUUCAGUUAGUUUUUGGUGGACUUAGGUAACUUAAAAUAAUAAGUCUUAAUCAUAAGCAUUGCACAAAUCGUAUAAAUCAAUUUUAACAAUAUUAUAUAAUAUAUCUUUAUAUAGGAACUAUAUUUUUAAAAAUUAAAUAAGUGUCAAUAUAAAAUAUAUUUACAUCUAUAGAAAAUAUAAGAUAACGCAUUUUUAUACAUUUCUUUACUAACAAUUUAUAAGGUUUACUUAUUUUAAUCUGAUAUUAUUAUUUUUUUAUCAUAAAAAUACAUUUAUAUAUAUUUACUUUGUCAAAUUACUACUAUAUAGUAGCAAUUCAUGUUUGUUUUCAAGGUAAAGGAGGAUACUCUUCAUCAAUUUUGCAAUGAAUAUGAUAUAUUGGAUAUGAUUGAUCUUGUUGAAACCAUUCUUUAAUACAUUGAAAUAUAUAUUAUUUAUGUUUAUAAUGUU